Molecule: messenger RNA, 3316 nt
Organism: Pecten maximus
Lineage: Eukaryota; Metazoa; Mollusca; Bivalvia; Pectinida; Pectinidae
Product: IQ and ubiquitin-like domain-containing protein
Exons: 12
Coding region: 90-2717 (875 amino acids)
Biological process (GO): cilium assembly
Cellular component (GO): motile cilium; acrosomal vesicle
Molecular function (GO): protein binding
Source: RefSeq, a predicted model, not a curated record
CGAAGAGUUCGGUAUAGCAUGGUUACCUAGACGUCAUGAAAACAACCUAAAUGGCGGACGGCUACUGAAGUAAGAGAUAAUACCAAAUCAUGGCAGAUCAAGAGGCUGCUCCUACUCCCCCGCCGGCAGACAACCCAGAAGAGGGUGGGGCGCCAGCGGAACCUACUCAGGAACAAACUCCGCCAGAUGCCACUCCUGCUGAUGCACCCCCAGCUGAGACACAAUCUGAAGAAAAGCCCACAGAACAAACUACAGAGCAAGCAGAAGGAGAGACAACAGCACCUACAGACACUCAGGCGGAAAAGACAGAAGUAACUGAAGAAAAGAAGGAUGAAGAAAAUCCGACAGCAGAAACUGAACAGAAGGAAGGGGAGACUGUUGAGGCUCCUGUAGAGGGUGAUGCUGCCCAGGAAGAACAGAAGGAAGGUGAGGCUCCAGUUGAGGGAGAAGCAACAACACAAGAGGCUCAACAGGAAACUACUGCAGAGGAAUCUGCAGCAGAACCUACCCAGGCAGAGGAAGUCCCAGCGCCGGAACAGGAACCUGCGCCUGUCCAACAAGAAGAAGCCCCGGCCCCAACUCAGCAAGAAGAGGAGGCGCCUGUGGAACAGAUAAACGCCGCAAGUCAGAAAGACGAUCCAAAUUCUCCGAGACCUGAACCACAACCAACGCCAUCACAACCGGUACAGGAUACAGCUCCUCUUAGGACCACUGCCAACUUACAAGCUACAGCAACAGUGAAGUUUGUUUUGAUGCCGAGUGGUCAAGUUGUAACCCUAGCCUGCACACUCGGACAGUCACUCGCCCAACUCAAGGCACACUUUGCUGCGGAACUUAAGAUGCCUAUCAACCUCAUUAUGCUUAUGUUUGCAGGCAACAAUAUGGAGGAGACUAAAACACUGGCCGAUCUGGGAGUGGGGCCAAACGGAACUAUACAACUAGAGAUGCAGUCGUCCGAUCCAGUCAAUACGCCCAUCAAAUCAUAUCGUCCUCGUCAGGAGUAUCAUAUGCCUGACGUCAUCACAGUCCGUGUACAGACAGAUGAUGAAACAUCAAAAGAUGUUGUAGUUGAGAUAGAAAGAACCACGAGAAAAAAGCCAUAUUUAGGCGGUUACAGACAUAAGAAGACUGGAAUCGAGUUCCAUCAUGCAUCAGCCCAAACUGUGAGAAAACAACCAGCUCCGUCCAACAUGCUCAAGUACUGUCGUGAUACACAGACCGUGGAACAGCGUCAUCACUUACAGCAGACGAAAAACGACACAUCCACACAGAUGACGAAGAUUGGUGUCUACGUGGCUAACCUGUCAGACAAAUUGGUCAAGCCUGGCAAAUACACCACGGCAGACGACCACCUUGACAUGAUGCUUCAUCAGGUAAUCAUCAUACAAAAAUACUACCGCCGAUGGCUAGCCAAAAGAUAUGUUCAGAAACUGAAGAUGGACAAACAACAAAGGAUGGAAUGGGAAAGACAGGAAGAAAUUAGGAAACGUAAGGAGAAAGAGGAAAGAAUCAAGAAAGAAUUUGAGAGAAGAAUGAAUCCAAAGACAAAAGAGGAUUUCGACCUGCUAUAUCAUGCUUUAGAAAAAUGGCGACAAGAAGAGUUGGAGCGAAUUAAUCAUACGAUGGAUGACGCAGAAAGGAAAGCUGCACUUUGUAUGUUGCUUGACCAGGAAACCCAACUCAUAUCCGCCAUUGGUAGACAUAAACUUGAGGCAGAUGUAGAAAACAAGGAUAAGAGGAUACAACAGUUUCUCAAGAAGGCUGCGUCACCUAAGAAAUGGAAAGGAUUUGAUGGAAAAGUAACCGAAAUGGACACUCCCUACACAAUCAGGGCAAAAGAGCUUCAGGAUAUCUAUAACAGUAUCAACAUGAAAUAUCUUACACAGGACGAACGCCUCGAUGUGCUGCUCACCCUUAAACACACAGUCAAGGAACAUGACUGCAAGUUGACCCAGGAGGUAAUCGAGCUGAUAGAUCGAGAGGCUGACCUUCUAAUGAGAGGGGUCAAGGAGUCCAACUUGGAUGGGCUACGUAAACGCAUCUCAACUUUGUUCCUUCAAUACAUUAAAACUCCGACCUUUAAUCCAGAGGCAGCCAAAUUACUCAAGGUGCCACAAGAUCCAUCAAGCUUGCGAAAGAACAUCUAUUUCUGUCCAAGUUGUAACCAAUAUCUACCCUCCACGGAAUUUGCCCUGUCGUCCAAUUCCCGUACUGUGGGCAAAUGUCGCAAGUGUUCUAAGGUUGACAAUGAUGCUCGAACACGCCAGGACAUCAGCACCUACCAGUACAUGCUCAAAGUCCUUAGAAAAGCAGAGGAGAUGUACGGGGAUGACUCCAAAAUUGCCUUCCUUCUGCAGGAACAAGAUUUGCGCUACCUUGUGGAGAAGAUCUGGAACAGUCAAAGCAUACUGAGUGCUUGGGAGGACCUUUACGACCUUGUACUGGUCCGCUGGGACAAACAUCAGGAGUGGUCUCCCUGGAAUUGUAUCCUGCUGACCAAGGACGAAGCAUCUGCACAUGAUAAAUUAGUUAAUUUAGAAGAGGGAUACGGUUCUGUAUUCAUACAUAAAGUUCAACAGAAACAUACCUUGGCUAGGAACUACUUCUCCAGACUCCCAGGAAUGGCUGAACACAUUCGAAUCCGUGCCAAUGAACGAUCAAUGCCUUCAGGACCCACGAUAGCUGGCCAGCAACUUCCAGUACAGCAGCGGGCAUAAUACAUGUCAAUUGGCUAUAUUGGGAUCCCAAAUUUCAACAAAAACUGCUUUUUUUAAACGAUUUCCCCCCUUCAAAAUCAUGUGAAAUUGUGCAAGAAAAAACCCACAUGAAGAACAGUUUUUUGUGGAAAUUAUCAAAAUAUACAAUAUACUUUUUUUAAAGAUUGUAUAUUUAAUUAUAUUCCUGUCAGGAAAACAACAUUUGGCAACCAAAUAAGAAAUACAGUGCAACUUUAAAAAGCCAAGUGUACAAAUUUUACCUGUAGGUCAUUAAUUCACAUGAAAAUUAAGGAAAAUGUAAAAUUUCAAAAAGAUGAAAUAGUACCAGUUAUAUUUUAUAGCAAGUUAAAGCACUGUGAUGAAUUUUUCCUAUUGGCACAGGAUUCUAAAAACCUCGAAGCGAGGAUUCUCUUGGCUAGUCUAGUGUUCGGAUUGCAUCCAAGAUAAUUUCUUGCUGAGGAUUUAAGGUUCCUUGAUGUCAUUAUGUAUGUCUGUGAUAUGAAUUUUGAAUGUAAAUAUUUCAGUUGUAAAUUGUAAAUAUAUAUUGAACUUAUCACCGUUGAAAGAAUAAUGAUAAUAAUAAAUUAAAUUAUACUACA